Messenger RNA from Oryzias latipes (Japanese medaka), 3012 nucleotides. RefSeq names its product protein-arginine deiminase type-2. NCBI's taxonomy places the organism in Eukaryota, Metazoa, Chordata, Actinopteri, Beloniformes, Adrianichthyidae. Gene Ontology annotation, cellular component: cytoplasm; nucleus. Gene Ontology annotation, molecular function: protein-arginine deiminase activity; calcium ion binding. The record is from RefSeq and is a predicted model, not a curated record.
CACUGUUUUGAGAGGGCUCACUUGACAGCCGGUCGACGACAGAGGGCUGGCUUGACAUUAGUAAAGUUGCAUGGCUCCUCCUUCACUCAAAUGAAACAUAUAAAUCAACUUCCAAGAAGCGCUUCACGCCGUUGUUUGUCCAAGACAGCGAGAACUCCCCCAUGUUUAAGCAAGUUGAUAAAGCCGCACCACCCGCUGCUCCACGGGAACAUCAUCGGACAUGUCGUCUGGACGUCAGCAAAUCGCAGCAUGUCCUGUAUGUUGUUGGCACUUCUUUGGAUGUGAGCAUCUACAGGAGUGCCCCUCCCAGCUCCAAGUUCUUUUCUGUAAAAUGCACUCCCCAGGUUAAUUGCAGCAUCAGCCCACCAACUCCAGAAACCUCCCAUCAGUCUCAAAUUCCUCUUAACAGUAAUACCAGUCUUCUCAUCAGCAUGGACCGUGCUAGUGAAUUUGAAAAUGAAUCCAAGCUGUCAGUGCGCUAUUACAACGAGGACAGUAAUGCUGUUGGAGUAGCAGUUCUGCAUUUAACAGCUGUUGAGAUUUCUCUGGAUGUGGAUGCUGACAGGGAUGGCAUUGUGGAGGAAAACAACCCCAAUAAGGGGUCAUGGAAGUGGGGUCCUAAUGGGUAUGGAGCCAUCCUUUUGGUCAACUGUGACUCAGAGACAACCAAACGCUCUUUGAAAAAGCCAGACUGCAUGCUGGACUACAUCCGCAAUGUCUCAGAUCUUAAGGACAUGUCACCCAUGAAGCUGCGAACUAGAGGUCCUUCUCGUCUCCCCAAGGGCUACAAACUGAUGAUGCACAUCUGUUUAGGAGAUUCAGAGAAAAUCCGUGUCUUUGGAUCCAAAUCUGGCAAUAAACAGGUUAACAAUGCAGAAAGCACCAACACUGUGAAAGACUAUCCAGUAGUUCUGGGCCCUGAGGUCCUUUCUCAGGAGGUGCCUUACCCUGGAGGCGAUGCAGAGAUGGACUUCCAUGUGGAAGGUCUCGAGUUUCCUGACAAAGACUUUGAUGGGCUCGUCACCAUUAAUCUCAGUCUGCUAAAGCCAAUUAGUGAUGCGGUUCCUGAGACUCCCAUUUUCACAGACAAAGUGAUGUUCAGAGUGGCCCCAUGGAUCAUGACACCCAACACCCUCCAGCCUGAGGAGGUGUUUGUCUGCCGCACAUCUGAUAACCAACCGUUCCUGAAAGAGAUUAAAGAUCUAGUUACAAAGAGCGGCUACAAGCUGAAAAUUUGUGAACCAUUCAUGAAUAGAGGAGACCGCUGGAUCCAAGAUGAGUUAGAGUUUGGAUUUGUUGAUUCACCUCAUCAUCAGUUUCCUGUUGUUCUGGACUCCCCAAGAGACGGGGAACUCAAAAACUUUCCAUGUAAAGUACUACUGGGGCCUGACUUUGGCUACGUGACACGUGAACCUCAAAGUGAUGAGGUGAGCACGAUGGACUCGUUUGGAAAUCUGGAGGUGAGCCCCCCUGUCACUGUGAACGGAAAAAAAUACCCUCUGGGCAGAAUCAUCAUCGGGGUUGCUUUCCCAACGGCAAAAAAUGGACGAAACAUGACCAAAGUGGUUCAGGACUUCCUGUGGGCUCAAAGGGUCCAAAAGCCCAUCGCCUUGUUUUCUGACUGGCUUGUUGUUGGGCAUGUAGACGAGUUCAUGACUUUUGUACCUGCACCUGACAGAAAGGGCUUCCGGCUGCUACUUGCGAGCCCAGAUGCAGCCUACAAAUUAUUCAAAGACUUGAAGAACAAUGGACACGGACAAGCCAGGAUGUUUGAUGGGUUCCCAAAAGAACGACAAAUAACAGUGGAGGAAAUCCUUGGUGAUCGUGUUUUGCUAAAUCAUAAUAACUACGUUCAGAGCUGCAUCGACUGGAACAGAGAUGUAUUAAAGAAGGAACUGGGCCUGGAUGAUGAUGACAUCAUUGACCUGCCAAUUCUCUUUAAGUUGGAGAAGAAAAAUGAUGGGAGAGUGGUGGCGUUUUAUCCUGACAUGGUCAACAUGAUUGUUCUGGGGAAAAACCUGGGCAUCCCCAAGCCGUUUGGCCCUAAAGUGAACGGACGCUGCGCACUGGAGACAGAGAUGUGUUCCCUGAUGGGGGGCCUGGGCCUCAACUGCACAUUCAUUGACGACUACUACUCUUACCACAAAAACCUUGGAGAGGUGCACUGUGGCUCCAACGUCCGCAGGAAACCCUUUCGCUUCCAGUGGUGGAAUAUGGAGCUUUGAAAAUUGAGAAGAAGAAAAAAAGGCUAAAAAGACUUUUGGUUGUAAAGGAGGCACCUACUCCACCAAAAUGAUCAUUACAUCAUAUAUCAUUUCACUCAUAUCAUUACAAAACAUCUACCAAAACAAACAAAAAAAGUAUCAUUUGGCCAAAUGCUUUUCAUAUAACCCUUGUGCUAUCUUAGAUGACCCCACCCUUACAUUGACGUGUUCUCCCUACCAUGACAAAGUUGAAUAAAGGUGGAAAGAUUUCAUGUAAUCCAUGGACACCAGUGAAGAUCACAAAUCACUGAAGAAAAAAAGGUUCAGUGCACUGUCUAGUGGGUCUAGAUGACCCAACUCCCAAUGGUAAAGUGCCUAGGAUAGUACAAGGGUUAAGAACCUUGAUUAAAAUAACACACAUAUUUAAGGGAAAGUACUCUACAAUAGGAAGAAGGAUCCUUAUGUCAAGUAAAACCGAUAUCGUUGUAAGGAAAUUUCUUCUUCAUUUUAGCUCUGAUCAUUUUACAAGAAAUAAAGUACCAGUAACAUCAUCUUGGUGUUUACGUUUUUUAAUUAAAUACUUUACUGACAUUAUUUACAAAAAAGAUGAAAAUCAAUAUUUACAAACAUCUCAAAAACAAAGGGCCAAAACAAACAGUUGACAAAAACAGAAAUACAAUCAUUUGGAUUGAGCAUAAAGAAGAUUUGUUCUCGGUGUUAAAUGCGGUUGCUGGCUGUACAGUGCAAAAUAAAGACUGGUUCCACAGUAUUGUGCAUUAACAAUAAAGAGCCACAAGAGGGCAGACUU